Molecule: messenger RNA, 329 nt
Organism: Sesamum indicum (sesame)
Lineage: Eukaryota; Viridiplantae; Streptophyta; Magnoliopsida; Lamiales; Pedaliaceae
Product: homeobox-leucine zipper protein ROC2-like
Biological process (GO): regulation of DNA-templated transcription
Molecular function (GO): DNA binding; DNA-binding transcription factor activity, RNA polymerase II-specific
Source: RefSeq, a predicted model, not a curated record
GGCAUGAGCACCAUAAAAACUCACAUUUUCGUUCCGAGAACAAUGAACUUCGAGCUGAAAAUAUGAGGUGCAGAGAAGCCCUUAGCAAUGCACGUUGUCGUGCAUGUGGUAGUGCCAUUGCUGCUGCCGAAAUGUCUUCUAAUGAGCACUGUUUAAGAGUUGAGAAUGCUCAACUGCGAGAACAGAUUGAAUACCUAGCGGCAUUUCUAGCGAAAUUCGUUGGCAAGCCCUUGGGGGAUGAUGCUGUUACUCCAUCUUCUACUGCUUCAGCAACAAUUGAUACUGAUGCAGUUCAAAAAUUAAAAGGGAAGCAGAAGAUUGAUGACUGA